Plasmodium malariae is the source of this 1245-nucleotide messenger RNA. RefSeq names its product tryptophan-rich protein. Bases 1 to 1245 code for a protein of 414 amino acids. The transcript has 2 exons. The record is from RefSeq and is a predicted model, not a curated record. Lineage: Eukaryota; Apicomplexa; Aconoidasida; Haemosporida; Plasmodiidae.
AUGAAAGCAAUAUUUCUUUUUGCAUCGGCUUCUGUUGCCAUAUUUAAAUUAGCUUCUUCGAGUUCAUCACAUAAUUACAGUAGUGGAUCAUGUUGUGGAAAAAAAAUAAAGCCGCCACCUUGUAGGUCUUAUAGCAAGCCUGAAGAUAUACCAUCGAUUGUUUUAAGACCAAGGGUAGAAAAAAUGGAAUCGUUAGAACCAUAUAAAAGUGCUUUAUGGGAAAAAUGGUUUUCGAAGAAGAAAAAAGAAAUGUUAGAAUAUUUUCAAGAGGAAAAAAAUGCUUGGCUUCAACACGCAGCUAUGGAAUGGGGAAAUUUUUUGAACAACUUAGAAAAUAAAUGGAUGCACUAUAAUCCUAAUAUGAAGGAAGAUUAUAAUACAAAUCUUAAUGAUGUAUGCGCAAAUUGGAGUGAUAGUAAGUGGAGAAAAUGGUUUAAAAUAUACGGAGUAAAUCAUUUGAAAUCUGAAUAUGUAAGGUGGUUUAAUAAUAGUAUAUCCGACUACAAUAUAACGAUGACAUGCAAAUUGAUUAAGUGGUAUAAAAAAAAGAAAUACGAAUUUGAUUCACACCCCGAAUACAUAAAAGAAAAACGUUUUUGUAAAAAAUGGAAAAACAAAGCGUGUUCAAGUGUAGAUCCCGAGUUUUACGUAAAGACUGCACAGUAUAAUAUCUGGAAUUCUAGACAUGAAAGAGAAAGAAAAGAAUGGUUACAAUUAAUUAACGAAAUUUAUGCAAGAUACGUUGCGCAGAAAUGCACUACGUUGAGAGAUUGGGGUAAAUGUAAUGUGGAAUUCUAUAAGGAUUGGAUAAAAUUCUUUUAUGAAAAAUGGUUACGAAAUGAACAAUGGAAAGUAUGGCUUCAAGAGAAGAAUAUGGACGACAAGAAAAACACAGAAAACGUGGAAAACACGGACAACGUGGAUAACUUGGACAACACGGACAACAUGGAUAACAUCGACAACACGGACAACAUGGAUAACAUAGACAACACGGACAACAUGGAUAACAUAGACAACACGGACAACAUGGAUAACUUGGACAAUGUGGACAACAUGGAUAACUUGGACAACACGGACAACAUGGAUAACUUGGACAACACGGACAACAUGGAUAACUUGGACAUUGUAGACAACAUGGAUAACAUAGACAACACGGACAACAUGGAUAACUUGGACAUUGUGGACAACAUGGAUCACAUAGAUAACAAGAAGAACAAGAAGAAAAAGAAAAACAAGAAGAACUAG